Kwoniella shivajii is the source of this 999-nucleotide messenger RNA. RefSeq lists its product as uncharacterized. The record is from RefSeq and is a predicted model, not a curated record. Bases 1 to 999 code for a protein of 332 amino acids. Gene Ontology annotation, cellular component: GINS complex. NCBI's taxonomy places the organism in Eukaryota, Fungi, Basidiomycota, Tremellomycetes, Tremellales, Cryptococcaceae. The transcript is spliced from 6 exons. Gene Ontology annotation, biological process: DNA-templated DNA replication; double-strand break repair via break-induced replication.
AUGUCAUUUUUCGACGAUGACGAUGAUGAUCCCCUUUCACCUUGUUCACAUCGAACAGGAGAAGCAUCUUCAUCUAGGCAACGAGAACCAAGCUUGACUAGUAACACAUCGUUUAUGGAUAGAUUACGUUCUACUUCUACUGUAUCUUCACCUCCUCCACUCGGUCAAGGUCAAGGUCAAGUUCACGGUCACGGUCGACGUCGAAAUGAAGAAGAUGAUAUUGAUAGAUCAAGAGCUAGUGCUUCUAUAUUUGAUGAGUCAUCUAUAUCAGGCUACGGAUAUAGUGGAUUGGACGAGAGUAUAAACGGAGAGAGAGGUAUUGAUGAUGAAAGGAUGGAAGGUUCAGAAUUGGGCUUGGACGUGGACUUGGACUUGGAUCUAGAUAUGGAGGAAUUGGAUGAUGUGAAGAAAUUAGGUAAAAUAUGGACUAGAGAAAGAGGGACUGUCGAAUUAGGGAAUUGGGAAGGCGAUUUGAUUGAUGGGAUAUUUGAUAAACUUGAACAACAACAAAAAAUGGUCAAUACCCUAAGAUCAGAUCCACAAACUUCGGAAGAAGAACAUUUCAAGUUGAUGUUGGUCCAAACUGAAAUGGAAAGAGUGAAAUAUCUCGUUAGAUCAUACGUUAGAACGAGGUUGCACAAGAUCGAAAAGUUUACUUAUCAUAUAACGCUCACACCUGAGAUACAUCAUUUGCUAUCAGGUGCAGAAUUAUCACAUGCCAAGCGAUAUACGGAACUCUUACAUACACAUUUUCAACAUUCAGUCCUUGAUUCCUUACCUGUAUGGUUAAGGAAAAUGGAUGAUGCUUACGGUGAUGGUUUAUCAAUGGUCACUAAGCCAAAUCGGAAUGUACCAGUCCUGAUAUACUGUAGAAAAGAUUGUGGUGAGAUAACACUAGAAGGAGGCGAACGAGCAGCUUUAGCAAGGGGAACAACCCAUCUUGUGAAAUUUAAGCUGGUUGAUAGAUGGAUCAGUUUAGGUUGGGCAGAGGUUUUGUGA